AAACAUCAUUUUCACAUCGUUCGACGCCACGCCGCCAUGCAGCGGACCAUGCUGACCCGUCGGUGCUUCUCGACGGCCGAGGUCGCGCUCGCGCAGCUGACCAACCCAACAAGCAACCACAAGGCGUGGCGCCAUGCGCUCACGGCCUGGUCGUCGGACAAGUGGCGCGACGUGUUGCGCCUCGACGCGACUGUUGCAGACCACCAGCGCGCGUUUGCGACCAUCUUGCAAGACCAUGGCCCUAUGAACCACUUCUACCUCCUCAAGCAACAUCCCGGCGUAGCACCCGAGGUUCUCGAUCUCUUUCUCGACGCCACGCGCAUGUACCCGUACGAGCAAGUCAAGUACCGCGAGAUGGACCUCAUCAAGAUCCUGCGUCAAAUGGCGCUGGCGACGAGCGAAGACGCCAUGGUUGCGACUGCGAUCCGCGCGCUUCUCGACUUGGCGGCGUCGUCCUCGGCGUCCUCGGACGUGUUGCACCUCUACAAGAGCCUCAUGGCCGCGUCGUUCGAACCCGAGACGAUACCCGACGCGUGCUUGCAGGAUGUCGUAACGACGCUGCUCGCUCACGACCACAUUGAUACGGCCCUCGACCUUCUCGCCGACUGCAAGGACACGACCGAGAUGCUCGUGCCCAUCGACCUCUUGACCAGCGUCUUCGAGUACCUCGGUCGUCACGGCUCGAUCGAGCGCGUCACGCGCACCGUCGAUAUCGCAUUCGAAUGGGCCUUGCCCGCCGAUGCGACGACGCUCGCCGCGAGUAUGCUCACGGCCUGUCUUGGGUCGGGUCACCUCACUCUCGCCCUCGACGUGUUUGAUGCGAUUCCGUCCGAAGUUUGGGCCGAGCAGAGUGUCUAUGCACUCGCCUCGGCGCUGCCGAGUAUGGUCCAGUUCAAGACCGACCUCAUGGUCUUGCAUAUGCGGACGUCCCACGCGUUCUCGCCAAGGGUCUUGGAGCGCUACCUCUUGUCGGCCCAGCAAGUCGAUGCGCCAGCGUUCCUGCGUCAGCUGCUCGACGACGUAGCCGAGCGCGGCUGGUCCAUGGACCUGCUCAUUACAUGCGCGAAGCGAACACCCCACUCGCCCGACUACGAGCAGCUGGCCGCGACCUUGCUCUUGCACCAGCUCGAGACACGCCCUGCACAGCGCGUUGAAAUUCUGGCUGAUUUUAAGGCGCACGUAUGGAGCAAAACGUGGCUCCGCGUCGCGAACCUCAUGCUCGCGCAGCUGGUGCGAGACGCGCCGUCGCGGGCCGUCGCAUUGUACACGUCGCUCUUUGCAUCGUCGGGCGACGACACGAUGCACGUGCGCAGUAGCUUGCACCCGCUGCUCCUGCACCUCGCCAACCACGGUCAUAUCGACGAGGUGCUCGCCCUCCUCACGUUCGCCAAGGCCAUGGCCAUCAAGCCCCGCGCGGACGACCUCGCGACCGUCGCCGCCGGUCUCGCCAAGCACCCGCUCGCAUCUCUGCACGCGCGGCCAUUGAUAGCAACGUACAUUGAUCUGCUCACGUCGAUGCGCAUCCCAACGACGCUCCGCGUGUGGCGCCACAUGAUCCUGCUCGCCAAUGCAACGCACGACCCGACGUCCGCAUUUGCAGUCUACGCCGUCAUGCAGGACAAGCGCAUCAAGAUGUCGGAAGCGAUCGCGCUCGAACUCCUCCGCGCGGCGCGCAAGGACUUCUGUCGCUUCACGCGGCUGUACGACGAUGCAAUGGCGGCCAACGCAGGCUCCACGCGCCUCUUUGGGCUCGUGCUCAAGACCGCUUGCUACGAGCAGGACCCGGCGUUCCUUCGGCGGGUCUUGAGCGACAUUGCGGCCAGCGCCUUCUCAUCGCGCGCCGCUCCACCCACGUCGUCGUCCUCCCACGCGCUACCUGUCGUCUAGCCGAGCCGCCUCGACGCGUAAAAGGGACUGCGUAUGUGGUCCUGUUGAUAGGAAGUUCUUUACGCUGA
Saprolegnia diclina VS20 is the source of this 1955-nucleotide messenger RNA. RefSeq lists its product as hypothetical. Bases 37 to 1887 code for a protein of 616 amino acids. The transcript has 10 exons. The record is from RefSeq and is a predicted model, not a curated record. Lineage: Eukaryota; Oomycota; Saprolegniomycetes; Saprolegniales; Saprolegniaceae.